This is a messenger RNA of Melanaphis sacchari, 1077 nucleotides long. RefSeq names its product presenilins-associated rhomboid-like protein, mitochondrial. The record is from RefSeq and is a predicted model, not a curated record. Gene Ontology annotation, molecular function: serine-type endopeptidase activity. Lineage: Eukaryota; Metazoa; Arthropoda; Insecta; Hemiptera; Aphididae. Bases 73 to 1068 code for a protein of 331 amino acids. Gene Ontology annotation, cellular component: membrane. The transcript has 9 exons.
UAUUUUUAAAUCCUGUAAUUUGUUGAUUAUUUAAUCUCUUUUAUUACUUUAUUUCAGCUUUUAAAUUAAAAAAUGAGUUGCCUCCUUAGUAAAUUGUGCAGUAUUAAAAUAUCAGCUGUUCAGCUGCGAAAAUUAUCUGUGCCUACUAAUACUCUCCUUGCGAGAAGAGCUUUCAAUCGUCCAAAUUAUAAUUUAAAGAGAUUUCAAAAUCAAUCAAAUUCUCUUUUAGGACCAUCUUUAUUUUGUAUAUCUGUUUGCACUGGUACAGUUGUGUUAGCAUCUAUUAUUCAAUAUGAGCGACUUCAUGCUAAUGUUAAACAAAUCAAUGCCUUUGAAUUUUACAGAAAUGCUAUCAAAAGAAAAAAUGAGAGUCUUAUUUCCAAGUUAAAAAAUAAUUUCAAUAAACUAGAACCAUCAGAAAAAGUAUUUGGUACCAUACUUUUAUUAAAUUCCCUUGUUUUUCUUGCAUGGCAAGUACCUCAAUGGCAACAUAUCAUGAUCAAAUAUUUUAUGACUGAUGCACUUGCUAGAAAAAUUCCAGUGUCGUCACUUCUUCUAAGUGCAUUUAGUCACAGUUCUCCAGUACAUUUUUGUUUUAAUAUGUAUGCUCUUCACACAUUUUGUCGAGGUGUGAUCCAACCAUGGGGUGAUAUGGGACCUGAAGAAUUCACUGCAAUGUAUAUAAGUGGUUGUGUUGUUUCAUCAUUAGCUAGUAUUAUGUUUAGACGGAGCUUUAAAUUUCCAGGAAAUAGUUUAGGUGCUUCUGGUGCUAUUUUAUCAGUUGUUGGAUACUUUUCAUUAUCGCAUCCUGAUCAAAAAUUGGGUAUAAUAUUUUUACCAAAUAUACAAUUUGAUGCAAUUCAUGCAUUAACUGGUAUAAUAUCGUUAGACAUAAUGGGAUUAAUUUUGAAAUGGCAAAUGUUUGACCAUGCUGCUCAUUUAGGAGGAACAUUAUUUGGAAUAUUUUGGUAUAAAUAUAUGUCAACAUAUGUAUGGGAUAAUCGAAGAUAUAUUGUAAAAAACUGGAUAACAUUAAAAAAAAUUAUUCAACAAGUCAAAGAUAAAUGAAAUAGUAAU